AUGAGUCGCCUGACAGUGUUCACUGCUCCAUCAAAAUGUGAACAAAAUGUCACACCAAUAAUCUUCGAGUCUGAUUCAGUACCAAAUGAACAGCAGCUUCGUGAUUUCCGAUCUGAAAAAACAAUUACUGUGUCUGACUGGAGCCAGGGCACCCAGUCUGUACUCGGAGAGGCUGCUGGAAUUGGGCAGGGCACCCAGUCUGUACUGGGAGGGGCUGCUGGAAUCGGGCAGGGCAGCCAGUCUGUACUGGGAGAGGCUGCUGGAAUUGGGCAGGGCACCCAGUCUGUACUGGGAGGGGCUGCUGGAAUCGGGCAGGGCACCCAGUCUGUACUGGGAGAGGCUGCUGGAAUCAGGCAGGGCACCCAGUCUGUACUGGGAGGGGCUGCUGGACUUGGGCAGGGCACCCAGUCUGUAAUGGGAGAGGCAGCUGGAAUCGGGCAGGGCACCCAGUCUGUACUGGGAGGGUCUGCUGGAAUCGGACAGGGCUCCCAGUGUGUACUGGGAGGGGCUGCUGGAAUCGGGCAGGGCACCCAGUCUGUAGUGGGAGGGGCUGCUGGAAUUGGGCAGGGCACCCAGCCUGUAAUGGGAGAGGCUGCUGGAAUCGGACAGGGCACCCAGUCUGUACUGGGAGAGGCUGCUGGAAUCGGGCAGGGCACCCAGUCUGUACUGGGAGAAGGUGCUGGAUUCCAGCAAGACACCCAAUCCUUUUGUAGCUCCAAGUCAGGAUUAGAAACGCAGGUGCAGUUUGGUACAGAUCGGCUCGGUAAAGGGUCUGAGGAGGCAGGGCUGCCUGUCCUGAGUAAUGGGAGAGGCUCUGAGGAGACAGAGCAGCAAAGUUUGCAUCUGACGCCCAGUGCAAGGAUUGGCAGUGUUGUGGAUUUGAACGUGAAGCCAGAACAGUCAGAGCUGGUUGUUGGCACAGCCUUCCAAGUGAAGCUAGAUACUCGGUCAGCUGUGUACAGAGGCUCCAAAUCAAAACAGUUCGUCAGGCCGACUGUAUUUCGGGAUGUGAGAUCAGCACAGUAUUUCCAAUCGCUGUUGCCCUGGGACAAGAGGUCAGAGCAGUGUCUCCAUUUGCCUUUGGCUGGGAAUUGGAGCAGUAAGCAACUCAGGCAGCCUCUCAAGUGCCAGGAUGUGGGGCUGGAACCCUGGGCACAGCCUGUACUUGCCGAGAACACAGGCUUAGCGAGACAGAUCUUCAUUACACUCACUCGAAACCUGAGCUACAUCUCAGGCUUGUAUGAUAGUGUGCAGUUGGAUGGGUUUAGCACACUGCAUGGUCAGCACAGUUCACCAGAUGGAUCCCACCUCAAUCCAGGGAAAAAAGACUCACCAUCACGAGCAACUGUGUGGAAACAAGGAAAAUCCUGCCCCGGCGCCCCGAAAAAGAAAGCGGAGAGGAAAAAUGGACAUGUUCAAGUGCACUUUGCUGACUCGGUGGGAUUACAGUUGACUGAAAUUCACAGCUUUGACGCGACAGUGGAGCCAACUGUGCCUGAGUACGUUUUAGCUAAUCUCCAUUCCACACCUCCCACUGCACAGCUCGCCUGGGUACAGAGCUUUAAAAAGGAAUUCACCAAUCCCAAGGACGAUGUCAAUUUUGAUGAACGAGUGAGCAGGCAGAAGGUGUGCCUGGAGACAGUGAUGGAGUCAGACUUGGUGAUCAGUGGCACCAUCUUGGUCCUAAACCUGGCAUACCAUAAGGAGGUCACAGUGCGUUACACCUGCACUGACUGGAACCUUUUCACUGAUGUACCAGCUUUCUUUGAAAACAGCAUUGAAGAUAAAAAAGACCGCUUUGCCUUCAUACUGAACCUAUCAUUUCAUAUUUUGAAGCCAGGCUCCUCUGUUCAGUUUGCAAUCAAGUACACAGCCAAUGGAGUAGAAUUCUGGGACAACAAUGAUAGCAACAAUUACACAUUGACAUAUCAGCCAUUUCAGGUCAUGAUCCCCAACAACAACAGCAGCAAUAGUUUGGUCAAUUCUGACUAACACUUCUACAAACUAGAGGCGAGUCAAGUUGGAUUACAGAUCAGUAAAGGCCCACCAGACUGGACUGAAACCUCCAAACUGCAGCGAUAUCAUCACAAAGCUGGGCACAGUGUGCGUGACAGUCAGAAACUGAGGUUCCCCCCAUGGGCAGAAUUCACUUUGGAAUAGAAAGGCCCGUCUGGAGAAUUAAUUGAAAGGGUUCAAGAACAACUGGAUCAGCUCAGAAACAAGGAAGGGCUGCAGCUGGAAGUAGCCAAGAUCCUGGGGCUGCAUGGGUAUGUGUCAGUUCCUGCAGGAAGUGUGGCUACAUUCGGGGAACUGAUGGUAUCAUUGACCUAAUUAAUCAUCCGUAAUGUUUGGUUAUAGUCUCGCUUAGUGAUCUCAUUACUGGCAUCCAUGGAUGGUUCUGUUGUGCUCCUUGA
Chiloscyllium plagiosum (whitespotted bambooshark) is the source of this 2414-nucleotide messenger RNA. RefSeq lists its product as uncharacterized. Gene Ontology annotation, biological process: regulation of glycogen biosynthetic process. Gene Ontology annotation, molecular function: protein phosphatase 1 binding; glycogen binding. Lineage: Eukaryota; Metazoa; Chordata; Chondrichthyes; Orectolobiformes; Hemiscylliidae. The record is from RefSeq and is a predicted model, not a curated record. Gene Ontology annotation, cellular component: protein phosphatase type 1 complex.